AUGAUUGGGCGAUACAAUGCGAGCGAUGACCAGAACUCCAGCGUCAUCUCAUUAGUCAACGGCCGCAUCUUCACCCCUGGCCUCGCAAUCAUCGCCUCGCCUCAACCUAACACCCCCAUGGGCGGCGACUUCCUCCACAUCGCCCUCGACAUAUCCGGCGACGGCGCGCUGCCCUUCCCACCAAGCUCCAACCCGUCUGCAUCCACUCGGUUCCACAACGUCAAUCUUUUCCUAACCAGCACCACCAUCGACAAGAAUUUCACCAUUUCCAACGGAACAACGAGCACUCCACCACUUUCCAACAUCCUUGAACAAGAAACAGGCUCCACGGUCAAGCAUGUGAACUUUGAGUGGCCCCUGUGUCUCGUCGGCAACGGUAAAGAUGCAAAGGGCACAGCGCGCGGAGCUUACAACAUCUCCAUUCACCAGUCCUUCCGCCUGAAUGGGAGUGAUUUCUACACUAUUUUCAACCUGCCCAUUGAGGUCACGAACAACAUCGAGCAGUUCCCAGGAGCGCGGCAGUUGCUGACGUAUCCCAAGCCAGGCCCGCUAAGCGCAAAUGGUGGGAGGAUGGAGUGCGGGACGCUUGCGAAUAAGGUGAGGGCGGAGGAUGAGUUGAAGGGGAGUGUCGCAAACCCGGAGAGUCAGCCUUUUGGGGACUCUGGAAAGCUAGAUGUUGGAAACACAGGUAAUGGAGGUGGCCAAAGUACAGGUAAUGGAGGUGGUCAAAGUACAGGUAACGGAGGUGGCCAGAUUGGUGGGUCGAGUGGUGGUCCGAGUGGUGGAUCAAAUGAUGGACAGGGACAGAUCGGUUUGAGUGUAGGCUCUGCAGUAAGGGUUGGAGUGGUGUGGACGAUGUUGCUGGCUGCUCUGGUAGCUUGUUCACAAUCGUAG
Ascochyta rabiei is the source of this 894-nucleotide messenger RNA. RefSeq lists its product as uncharacterized. NCBI's taxonomy places the organism in Eukaryota, Fungi, Ascomycota, Dothideomycetes, Pleosporales, Didymellaceae. The record is from RefSeq and is a predicted model, not a curated record. Bases 1 to 894 code for a protein of 297 amino acids. The transcript has a single exon.